UGAAUUAACUUUGAUUACGUGUGUGCCUCCUUGGGAAGACCCUUUCUGCAUUUUGUGAUUUAAGUAUCUUGUAACUUAAGUGUGAAAUUUGAACUCUUUUGUGUGCUUCCCUCAGAGAAAGGGAAGAGGUGAUUGGAGCAUUUGCAUUUCUUUAGUAGGUGUCGUGUGCCUCCCUGGGGGGAGGUAAGGAGUUACCUGAGGUUUUUGAAUACGUAUACCUCCCUCUCUCUUUAAGUGUAGAUCUUCCAGCGUAUUGAAAAAUGAGUGACAGCAUUGCCACCAUGAAAAGUGAAGAUGUAUUAUUUGAUCUUUUAGAAAAACAUGGUGCUCAACCCUCUUUAUCAGGUGUGGAUUGGGCACGACAGAACUGGUACAACUUGCAGAGUGUUUCGGACCGUAUUCGUGUUUUACAAAAUGAGGCUUGUACCCGAGCCGGAAAAGGAAAGUCGUUUAUUUGUGCCGUACUCGGGGCUGCUUUAAAAGCUGCCGUGGAGUUCCGAGAGGAAAAACAUUCGGCAGAAACCCAAACUAUACAAGCACUACAGGAAUCAGUUAAAGUAACACAAGAACUGGUAAAAACUCUGCAGAAUCAAAUAGUGAACCUUGAGGAACAAUUAGAAAGGGAGAAACAUAAUUUGUCUUUGUUGCAAAUGGCUUUUAAGGAACUGUUAACAUCUAAGCAUGCUGACAAUAUUGUCACCCAUAGUCUGCCUCACGAAAAAACUUUUCCUCAGGAGGAACUACAAAGAAUGAAGGAAAGGCUAGAUAAAUUAGAAAUGCCAAUAGCCCCAUUGCGCCCUUUGAUAAAAACUGAAUAUACAUUCGAUAACGGUGAGGAUCUAGAUCCUCAGAUGAAUGUUAAGGAAAUUCCCUUCUCAGCCACUGAACUAGCAAAAUUGAAAAAAGAUUUUAGCCGCUCUCCAAAGGAAUCUGAAACGGAGUAUGUAUGGAGGGUUAGCCUCACUGGUGGAGACCAGAUUCUGCUAACAGAAAAGGAAGCGGAGGGCUACUGGGGACCAGGAGUAUUUUUAAUUACUGGCAACAAUCGUGCUCCCUGGUCCUUGACACAGAGGGCUGCCUAUUGGGCAGGUGGUCUCAACCCUUUAGAAAGGGGAGAUCCUCUUGCUAUUAUUGGAACAAUUGAUCAGUUAGUAGAAAGUGUUCAAAAGGCUGCUUGUCUCCAAAUGAUGUACGAUAGAAAGCUGCAGCCACAUCAUGAAUCACCCAUGAUGAUGCCCGUGGAUCCUGAGAGGAUGACCCCUCUAAUUAGGGGGCUUCCAGAGUCGUUAAAACCUAUAGGUAUACAACUGUAAGGAAAAAUACAGGCAAUGUCUCAGGGAGAAAGAACCCGGGCAGCGUUGGAAGGAACAGUAACCCCCAACCGUCUGCAGUCAGGAUGCAAAGUAUGGACGUGGGGGGAGGUUGCCCAAGAGUUAGUUAAUUAUGGGAGAAAAUAUGGGCCGGUGGUUUCUUCCUCCAGUAAAUUUGAGCCAAGGGGAGUAAGGCUUGCAGCAGCCAGUCUUGCCCCCAGGCCACCUAGCCCAAAACUUAAUGGAACUGAAAAGGUUUCGUCCCCGAUAAGAACAGGUAGACGGAGCAUUGAUCAUAAACGUAAUGGAUUGUGGACCCUGGGCUGGAAAAAGGGUAUUCCACGAAAUUUGAUGGAUGGAUUGACGACAGAUAGGCUCGAGAUGCUGGUUGCUGGAUGGCCGACUAGACUUGAGGAAAGUAAAACCCCAGGUCCUAGUGCCCCUCCCACAGCUCCUGAAGUGCUACCAGAGCCGUUGGGAAACUAAUUCCUUCACCCCUCUCAAGUGAGCGGGGGGGUGAAGGGUAGAUGUUUAUUAGGAGGCUCACAACUAAAUGCAGUGAUCUAUUAAUUACAUGCAUUGUUGAACCUAACUUAGUUCCAGUGACGUUUCUUGUAGACACAGGAGCACAAAUUUCAGCUCUGGAUUAUUCCUCCAUUUUGACCAUGUUAACAAAGCCCAAGAGGGCAAGUCGUUGUCUUGUUUUUGUUUUGCAGAAGAACUCUGUGGAACUCCGAACACAGUGGAUUUUAAUUGUUGGUAUUUUGGAGAUUAUGCAAUACCCUGGUGAAAUGUUAUCUUGGUUAAUUUGUUGUAUUGUGUGGGCUGUAACCUCUAUAACAAUCAAUUACCCCCUCACGGACUCUGGGAAUGGGGGGAAUGGUCCAAUACUGGAUUUGUGGUCAUUAUGCAUAUAAACCUGCAAACUGGACUAGGGUAUGUUAUGUUGGAGUAAUCCACCCGAUGUUCUUUUUACUUCCAGGAAAGGAUGGCAAUGAAUUCGGUGUCAGAGUAUAUGAUGAUCUCAAUCGACAUAAGAGGUCUAUCGAUACCUCCCUAACACGCGGUAGCGGCCAAACUUGGCAAAGAUGACUGGCCUCCCCAGCGUAUAAUCAAACACUAUGGGCCAGCUACCUGGAACCCCAAUGAGUGGGUUAGUGGUGCUCGAGAGCCCAUCUAUAACCUAAAUCGUAUUAUCAGAUUAUAAGCCAUCCUCGAAAUAAUUACUAAUGAAACAGCAUAUGCCCUUGAUCUUCUUGCAGAUCAAGCUUCACAGAUGCGGGCGGCAAUACUCCAGCAUCGCAUUGUUCUGGACUACCUGCUAGCCGAAGAAG
Phasianus colchicus (ring-necked pheasant) is the source of this 2644-nucleotide messenger RNA. RefSeq lists its product as uncharacterized. The record is from RefSeq and is a predicted model, not a curated record. NCBI's taxonomy places the organism in Eukaryota, Metazoa, Chordata, Aves, Galliformes, Phasianidae.